UCUACCAAACCUUCUUCAUCUCUCUCUACAAACACUUGUUUUCGAUACCCUUUUGUUUAAGGAAAAAAAAAAACGAAGCCCUAAAUGGCCGAUCGUAACGGCGCCGUCGACGUAACGGAGUUCGUCGUCAACCAACGUAACGGCGUUAAGGGCCUCGUCGACGUAGUAUCCCCAAAAUCGCUCCCUCCCCAGUACGUCCAACCACCGGAGGAGCUUCUCUCCGCCGGAAAUAUCCUCGCCCCCGGAUCAUCUCCGGUGAACGUCAUCGAUGUCUCGGACUGGACGGACCCUCGCGUGGCGGAGGAGAUCUGCGAGGCCGCGUCCACUCGCGGGUUCUUCCAGAUCGUGGGACACGGGAUCCCGGCGGAGGAGCUGCACGCGCUGAGGGCGGCGGCGCGUGGGUUUUUCGGGUUGGCGGCGGAGGAGAGGAAGAGGUACUGGAGGGGGGAUUCGGUGUCGGAGACGAUGUGGAUGACGACCAGCUUCAAUCCGUACGAGGAGCAAGUGCUGGAGUGGAGGGACUUUGUCAAGUUCGAGUAUCCUGAGACUGAGGACUCCGCUGCCACGUGGCCCUCUGUCUGCAAGGAACAAGUGAUAGAACAUUUCAAGAGGAUCAGACCAAUAGCCAAGAAAAUGCUAAGCAUACUGAUGAUCAAGUUAAACUCGAACAUGGACGACGACCAAGAAAGAACCCUAAUGGGGACACUGAGGAUGAACUUCAACUACUAUCCCGAAUGUCCGAACCCUGAACUCGCCGCAGGAGUCGGCCGCCAUUCCGACAUCAACACUCUCACCAUUCUCCUCCAAGACGACGUCGUAGGCGGCCUCUACGCCCGGGCCACUGAGCAUGGCGACAAAUGGAUCCAGGUUCCUCCCGUCGAGGAUGCCCUCCUCGUCAACAUCGGAGAUGUACUGCAGAUUCUUAGCAACGAUCGGUACCGGAGCGUCGAGCAUCGGGUGACGCCUAACCGAGUCAGCCGGGUUUCAAUCCCGGUUUUCUGUGGACCGGUUAACGAUUCGGUUAUCGAACCGUUGAGGGAGGCGUUAGAGAAGGGAGAGAUGCCGAGGUAUAAGAAGAUAGUGUAUUCGGAUUACUUGAAGUCUUUCUUUGGCAAGCCUCAUGACGGGAAGAGAACCAUGGAAUCGAUCAGGAUUGUAUCGUGAAAUUUCUGUAACCAAACGUUCAUCAACAUGGUUAUGAUCAUAGUUAUUAUUAAAAUGUAUGUUCGGUUAUGUCGGUUUGGUUUGGUUUGGUUUGGUUAUUGAUAAAGGAACAUGUUUCUCAACUUUAUUGAGAGAAAAAGUUUGUUUCGAUGUUUGA
Tarenaya hassleriana is the source of this 1321-nucleotide messenger RNA. Its product is annotated as feruloyl CoA ortho-hydroxylase 2. The record is from RefSeq and is a predicted model, not a curated record. Lineage: Eukaryota; Viridiplantae; Streptophyta; Magnoliopsida; Brassicales; Cleomaceae. Bases 85 to 1164 code for a protein of 359 amino acids. The transcript is spliced from 2 exons.